AUGAGCUACGACCGUCAGCGCACUUGGUUUUCUUUCGAAGGAAUCUUCUCAAAUCUUGCAGCCUUGCAGUCCUACAACUCUGCCGUCUUAGGAAUGCGUACUGCAACCUUUGCUAGAAACGAAGCAUGUCAGCAGUCAGUCACGAUAAAAAGGUUCUUUGAGCCGUUCGCAACUUCAAGCAUGGCUAGGAAUAUCUUCAGAGAGAUCAAGUUGUUGAGGUUUUUGAAACAUGAAAAUAUUUCUGAUAUAUACAGAUAUAUUGCUACAGAAUUAAUGGAGACAAAUCUUCAAACGCUUCUGGACACUAGGUUUAUCCAUGGCGAAUUUGUUCAGUUCUUCCUAUAUCAAAUAAUGCGUGGGCUCAAAUAUAUUCAUUCGGCGGGUAUAUUCCACUGUGACCUCAAGCCAAGCAACAUAUUGGUUGACAGAAACUGCGACCUCAAGAUAUGCAACAUUGUCUACGCAGAAUUAAAGCCUUGGACAGCGAACGACGUCUCCACCAAAUACUACAAGGCUCCAGAAGCCAUCAUUGAGCGGCAUAUUUGUGAUGAAUACAUAGAUAUCUGGGGUGCGGGUUGUAUCUUUGCGGAGUUACUGCACGGGAAGGUGCUUUUCCCGGGUCAAAACUCUAUCCACCAGCUUCAUGUCAUUACAAAGCCGCUGGGGACCCCGUCAGAGAUUGCCAUUAACAGUAUGUUCAGCAAAAAUUCCGGUCUCUUCCAAGGAGUCAAGGCCACCUGCUGUCCGAUAUCAUCACGAACGUUGAUCCAGAAGAAUAUUUACUUCUGUUCACGACGCACCUUGCUUACAACAGCAGCUAUCCACUUAUUAGAGAAGCUGCUUGUUUUUGACCCACAGGGGCGCGUGUCAGCAUGCGAAGCUCUAGCCUUCGCCUACCUAGCACCUUACCAUGACCUGACCGAUGAACCGGAGGCUGAACGGAAAUUUGAUUGGAAAUCAGGCAAAGAUGACGAUGUGGUUGAAGUUUGGAAGACGAAAUUGUAUGGCCGACGAAAUGGACGGAACGGACACACGCUGAAGUGCUCGAACAUCGUGAGAGAGCAGAGUUACAGCAAACUAUCGAGAAAUGGCUUCUUGAAGUGA
Penicillium subrubescens is the source of this 1104-nucleotide messenger RNA. RefSeq names its product stress-activated MAP kinase. The coding region runs from base 1 to 1104 and encodes 367 amino acids. Gene Ontology annotation, molecular function: protein serine/threonine kinase activity; ATP binding. The record is from RefSeq and is a predicted model, not a curated record. The transcript is spliced from 7 exons. NCBI's taxonomy places the organism in Eukaryota, Fungi, Ascomycota, Eurotiomycetes, Eurotiales, Aspergillaceae. Gene Ontology annotation, cellular component: nucleus; cytoplasm. Gene Ontology annotation, biological process: cellular response to oxidative stress; protein phosphorylation; stress-activated MAPK cascade.